Messenger RNA from Physcomitrium patens, 4533 nucleotides. RefSeq lists its product as uncharacterized. Gene Ontology annotation, biological process: phosphorelay signal transduction system; phosphorylation. The record is from RefSeq and is a predicted model, not a curated record. Lineage: Eukaryota; Viridiplantae; Streptophyta; Bryopsida; Funariales; Funariaceae. Gene Ontology annotation, molecular function: phosphorelay sensor kinase activity.
GGUGCGUCACGGCACGGCCGAAAGCCCCGUUUCCGUUUGCUGGGUCUCGGUGGCUUCGGUUUGAGCUCAUCGUGUUCAUGCUGUGCUUGCUGCAGCCCAUCGCUAUUCGCUUUUCUUCGCAGGCUCGGAGAUCAAUAGCUUCUCAAGCUUCUUGGGAAUUUUCAAAAGCAGAUCCAUUAUAGUUCGUGACGGGGAGAGAAGCGCAACUUUCGAAGUUUGGGGUGAGGUUUGGAUGGGAGAUUUUGGUUUUUGGUUGAGUGUUGGGUGUGUUUGGGAGUAGGUGAUGGGGUGGAGUGUAGGGAAUUAGGGGUUGAUGGGUUGGCGUUGAUUGCUAAGGAGCUGGGGUGUGACUGUGUGAGCAAGAUGAUGGUGGAUUGUAGGCUGAUCGAGCGGUGACGUUAUGGAGGGUUGAUUGAUCGAGAAGGAAGGAAGGGGAUUAGAGGAAAAAAGAUGAGGGCUUGAUGGUAGUCUGUUGGGGAAGUGAAGGGGAAGGAAAGGGUGUGGAGGAGGAGGUGGAGGAGCAGGAGCAGCAGCAUCGUGGGAAGGGCAUGAUGAUUGAGGAUGACAAUGGCAUUCUUCACGAGGAGAAGUUUGCUUGUGAAUUUCGCCGCUGCAUGCCUGUAUGUUGGGAUGGGGAGGCUGUCCGGCACUUUGUCGUUGGUGGCUGGCUCGGCUUCGUCCCCCAUCUGGGCUCCGUCGGGUCUCAUGGUAGCGCUUGUGUUGAUAUUUGGUUAUCACGUAUGGAUUGGUGGAUUUUGGGGCAAUGUAGCUAUCAAUUUCUGGUACUUGCAUGCCCACAAGGCUAAGAAUUACCUACCUUUUAUCUUUGUCGGAGCUGCUUUUUCAAGCCUUGAAUCUGUGUUGUGUGGCUGGUUGCUCAAUCAUCCAUUGAAAUGGAAGAACGGCCGUGUCAUCUUGCCUCCCCAGGAGGUAAAAAAGGGAGCACUAACAGUGGAUACUUUGCACGAUGCGAUGUGGCUAUUCAUGGUGGUACCACUUGUGAGCUUCAUUUGUGGAUCCUGCAAUGCAGUUUCUCUUUUCGUCUUCAACCUUGUGGGAUGGGACAAGUUGUUGAUAGUUUGGUCAACCUGGGUACUUGGGGACCUAUCGGCUAUUCUCUGUGUAGCUCCAUGUAUUCUUCACUUGUGGAAUGCUUUGCAUCCCGACAUGUUGCCAAUUUGGGGUCAGCAGAGGGAGGUCAGCCCUUAUGUUGAGUUGAAUCGGAGGGAUGAAGAGUCUCAACCUUAUGUUGAAUUUGAAGACGGGAUCCUCUCGUCAAGGGAGGUGGAAAGUAAAGUGGUACAGCGCAGUGUGCACAGUGGGAUACCUUUAUUGCCGUGGAACGGCUCUGAGAAACUUCAAGAUAGUCUUGUCAAGGGCAGGAGAGCGGAAACAGUGACUUACGAGCUCCUCUCUGAUUCUAAUACUCUGGGCAGAGACGGUGCUAAUGAUUUGGAAACUUUAACAUAUAGAAAUAGGUCGUUGGCAAGGAAGAGAAAUAUUCUUCUGAAGGAGAGAAUAGAAACCUGGAAAUGCUGUUGGAAUAACUGGGUCCUGGAGAGAAGGCGAAAGUUCUAUUCAGGUGGAGAUAGUUCAAGCUCCCUUAUUAGGUUGGAAGAAGGAAGUGGCUCCAACUUGGAGGAAGCGCUUAUAUAUGAGAGAAGAAGUUUGGCCAGGUUUCAGCAAUCUUCAGACCUUACACCUCGCCGUUUCCGAAAGGCUCGUCAAGUGUGUUCUCUGCAAAGAUUUGUCUUGAAACUCUCAGAGUGCAUAGUUCUCUUCGUGGUUCUCAUUGUGCUCUCGUUGGUCAUAUUUUUUAACAUGGGAAUUCAUGACACCGACGCCGUUCAAAGACUCUCUUACUUGGUGUUUCCAGUCGUCAUCUGGGCUUCCUUCCGAUUUAAUCGAAUUGGGGUUCCUCUUGCAGUCCUCGUCGUUGCUAUCAUCGCUAGCGCAGGCACAGCUGACCAUAAAGGGCCAUUGUACAGUCCGAAUGACAAUCACUCCCUUUUACAGGUGCAAAUGUUUGUGUGCGUUCUAGCGGUGGUGGCUAUUACUUUGGCUGCAAUUUUACACGAUCGGAAGGGUAUGGAACUUGAGCUGAACGAAAUGAACAGUACUCUUGAAGAUCAGGUGCGUGCACGAACUCUAGAAUUGGAACGGACCAACAGAUCUUUACAAGUGUCACAAGCUGCUGCCGAGGAGGCUAGUCGGGCUAAGUCUGAGUUUCUCGCGAAUAUGAGUCAUGAAAUCAGGACUCCUAUACAUGGAAUAAUUGGAAUGGCCUCACUUGCUCUUGAGACGGAUUUGACUGAUGAGCAGCGCGAGCAUUUAGAGACAGUGUCACAGUCAGCUGAUUGUCUGCUUCACAUUGUCAACGCAAUUCUGGACUUGGCAAAGAUUGAAGCUGGUCGUGUAGAGCUUGAACGUAUUGAAUUUAGCGUCUUUGACACUGUGUCGUCUACAAUCAAAAUGCUCCAGGUCAGAGCAAAUCAAAAACAGUUGCAGCUUUCAUGGGAAAUAGAUGAGAAUGUCCCAGAACAUUUGGUGGGCGAUGCGGCCAGAUUACAGCAAUGUCUUAUCAAUUUAGUUGGUAAUGCGAUUAAGUUCACUCAUGAAGGAUCCGUCUCACUUACAGCGAAGGUUUAUACUGGGACUGGCCCUCUUGAGAGAACUUCAAGUGCUACUCUGAAAAAGAAAAGCAGUUCCAGAGAGCCAACCGCAGCGGAAGAACCCCAAACGAACGACAGUCAUCAUGUUAUCGAUAUCAGUGAGAUAUUUGCUACCGAUGGUGAAAUCAGUCGAUGUUCAAAUUCCGCAACGGUAAAGAAAGACGAUAGGGUGAGCUUGCUGUUUGCAGUGCAAGACACAGGGAUUGGAAUAAGCAAGGAGAAACAGAAAGAGGUCUUCAAAGCCUUCUCUCAAGCGGACAGCUCAACUACUAGGCUCUAUGGAGGAACAGGCUUGGGCCUUAGUAUUGUAGAACGGCUGGUGCAAAUGAUGGGUGGUCGCAUAUGGCUAGAAAGUGAGCCAGGGAAAGGCAGCACGUUCUACUUUAUUGCUCAAUUCGACCUAGCUGGACAUAGUGAAAGUAUGAAGAGCAGAGAUGAAGGCAAGCUAGAAAGAGAGCAAACAUUUCAGAGCAAUAGAAAAGAAAACCAGCCAUCACAAUCUAUCUUCGAAACAAAUCACAUGACCUCACAAAAACAAUUGUCUCAGGAUUCCCAUAGUAAAAAUCCACCAUCUGGGAGUGUAAAGAUACCGCACGAAGUUUCUUCAAAGAGAGCAGAUGGUGAUCUUUUCCAAAAGCUGGACAAGCCUUUUUACAGCAACCUCAGGCAGAAAGGCAGGUGUAACAGCGUAGCUGUUGGUGUUUUACAGUCUAUGGCAAUGGAAAAUGAAACAACCCCUCCUCCCACCAAAUCUUCUAGUUUUCCAAAGAAGUUCGAGUGGAGCCCAAAUGCGCAGCUUGACCCUAAUUUCGAAGCGUCACUUCGAGGUAUGAAAAUCUUGCUUGCAGAGGAUAAUAUUGUGAACCAGAAGGUUGCAUGUCAGCAGCUCAAGAAGUUUGGAACGGAGGUGGACGUAGUAUCCGAUGGCCAACAAUGCCUGGAUGCUUUAGAGCGGGAUCGAAAUGGUUAUGAUAUUAUCUUGAUGGAUGUCCAGAUGCCAGUGCUUGAUGGAUUGCAAGCAACCAGAAAAAUUAGGGAAAUUGAAGAGAAGCAUAACUAUCCCCACAAGCCCAUCAUUGGCCUGACCGCUCAUGCGAUUCAAGGCUACAAAGACAAGUGCCUGAGUGCGGGCAUGGAUGCAUAUGCUUGUAAGCCUUUCCAGGUCAGAGAACUCAUCCAGGUGAUCCAAGGGGUCUGUAAUACGUGGUCCAUCAGACCUUCAACGGUUGUUGACCCGUCAUGGAAUCCGAACAAUGACGAAAAUAUGACAUAAAUGGAAGAAACCUGUAAGCACCAUAGAUCUGGAACGCAUAUUUUGCACACAAGGCUUCAUCCACCAUUCGUGACGGAAGUCGGUUUCUGCAGGAACCCAUUACAGCUUUCGACAGGUUUCUGGAUCCGCUCUUGAGAAGAUCAAGCAACCUUUUGAAAGUGCGCCAUGAUCAAUGACGGGUGGCGAUUUGAAGUGGGUAGAUUUCACUGGUUUUGGCCAACUCUUGGCUUGUUCGGUUGCAGACAGACCGGGUGACGGUUCUUAGGCAUUUGCUGCCGAAGCAAUCUUUAAAACAAUGUGCAUCAGUGAUUGCAUGGUGGCGCUGAGUACUUGAUGGGAUUUGAUGACUCAUAAUGCCCACUUAGUCUCUAGGAUUGCAGUAAGAUUUCACUAGGUAUGAAAAAUGUAAGCAAGUUUACAAAUCUAGGGCGAUGCUGUGAAUGCUUUCAGUCAAGGUCUACGCACUUUCAUGUCGGAAACAUUGCAUCAGUCGAACGAGGCAACGUUACAUUGUUGAAAUUUUGAGCUCAUGUCAGUUGAAUGUAAUGUACUCACCGGAAGCAGAUGUAAUUUGUGUUCAUUAUUCAA